UGUGACAGUGACAGGGUUGCAAGGCCAAUUUCCAUUCUAUAUCCGAAAGCACACAAUCCAGUUUCGUUAAACUUCACAAUCGGAGUCGUUUAUAUUUCCAUAAUCCAGGCUGACACUGUAGGGCGUCCGGGCAUUCAUGAAGCUGAAUGUGUCUGAGGCGCUCGCAGCAAGGCGAAAUUUAGCACCAUCAGCUCCAACUGGAUUGGACUAACGGCGGUUCAUCGGCAAGUCCCGAACCUUUGAAAGCUUCAACUUUUGAAUCGCGACAGCUCGAAUCCGAUCUGAGUGCUCCAUUGAAUUGUUGCAAACACCGCCAGUUCACAGUUACAAGUGCAAAGAUCGAGCGUUCUCUCGAACCACAGUCACGAUGGGCUGGUGGGGAAGUCUUUGGUCUUCGAGCUCAACCCAGGAUCCAUUGAGCAAGCUUGACCCCAAGCUCCGCGAAUUCCUCGAGAAGGAAUCUCCCGUAAAAUACAAAUCUCAACCUGCAGCGAAACCACAAUCAGCUCACGCUCCACAAACUACCUGCCGUGACAAGCCUACAGUGCCCAAGGAAUCCGAAUUCCAAGAUGGCCGAUAUGCGCAUUUGUGGAAGAACUACCGGCCACUUGCCGAGGUGGAGAACGAGACGAAGAGCGACCACGAGAAGCUGAUGGACGUGUUGGAGGGUUACAAGGAGCGGCGGUCGCAGAUUGGCCGGGCUGCGCUUGAAAAUUGUGCCAUGGAGCAAUUCGACUGGCGCACUUGUAUGAUGAAUCCAAGUGUCUCUGAACGCAUGACCUUGUGUCGCACACAAGUCAGGAAGUUCGAGAAAUGCUAUAUGACGCAGACGAGACUGCUUAAAGCGCUGGGAUACCUUUCAAUGAACGACCGAUCACCCGAAGUCGAAGAAGAGAUCCAAAUGCAUGCCGACACGCUAUACCACCGCAUGCUUGAACAAGAAGCUCAAAUCGAAGCUGCCAAAGAAAAGGGCGAACCUGUACCCACGUUCCCACCACUAAUAAUCAAGAACGCCACAGCGCCAGUGGAGGUGGAGUUGACGCCCGCGCAACAGGAACAGUUGAAGGCAAGACUAGAAAAAGUAGCCGAGGAAGACCGAUAUGCGGAGGAGGUUUCCUAUAAGGCUGAGAUGCGCGCAAGGGCUGAGACGGCUGAAAAGCUGCAGGCCCUGUGGAAGAAGCAAGAAGACGAGAGGCAACAACGGAAAAUGGAGGGCAAGGAGACAAUAUGGGAUAAAGCCACUGGAGCUUUCAGGUCCAACGCUCCAGAGGAGAAGAAAUAAAACGGACUCAUGACCUCUCUACCACCGCGUCCUCACUAUAUUAGGGAGAUGUUCUGUUUCGGGUCGCGAGGUCUUUACCUUGACCUCGGAGCUAUAGAAGAUAUGCGCUGUGCCAAUCUAGCAAGAUCACCACUUAUGUAUACUGUAAAUUAUUAUCGUUAAGCACGGCGUAUGAAUGAUACCAAACCCCGGGCGUGACGGGAAGGUUGUUGGGAAGGAAGGACAACCUAGGGCAAACCGAUAGCCCACUCCAUAGUUAUUUCUGUCCUGGCAGGGCCACAGGACCCCUAUAACUCGGAAAUAAAAUCUCUUUCUGACCUAUCUACCUUCCUUGCGCAUCAAUGUCCUUGACCGCG
This is a messenger RNA of Pseudomassariella vexata, 1638 nucleotides long. RefSeq lists its product as uncharacterized. The record is from RefSeq and is a predicted model, not a curated record. Lineage: Eukaryota; Fungi; Ascomycota; Sordariomycetes; Amphisphaeriales; Pseudomassariaceae. The transcript is spliced from 2 exons. The coding region runs from base 368 to 1282 and encodes 304 amino acids.